Ostertagia ostertagi is the source of this 1488-nucleotide messenger RNA. Lineage: Eukaryota; Metazoa; Nematoda; Chromadorea; Rhabditida; Trichostrongylidae. The record is from the annotation of a GenBank genome assembly.
AUGUUGCGCAAUCGCUGGGGUAAAGACACCCACAGUAUUCGCAGCAUGUAUGAAGGAGAGAUGAGUCAAGCUAAGAAGGUCAUUGCUCAAACCGGCAAGGAAAAGGACGACUUGGAGAAAGAUAUUCGCAAACUUCAAGACGAACUCAAUGAAUUCCGUAGAAAAUUUGAAGAGGCAAGCAAAGCCCGUCUUGGAGAUCGUGAAAAGAUCGAUGAGCUUCUCGUGAAGCUUUCAAACAUUGAAGCCGAAAUUAAUCUUCUGAAGAGAAGAAUUGCACUUCUUGAAGAGGAAAUUUCUCGUCUGAAGAAAGAAAACAUGCGUUUGAUGGCCGAACUCCAACGUGCACGCACAGACCUCGACCAGGAGACAUUGAAUCGCAUCGAUUAUCAGAAUCAGGUCGCAACACUUCUUGAAGAGAUUGAUUUCAUCAACAGAGUUCACGACCAGGAGAUCAAAGAGCUACAAGCCAUGGCUGCUCGCGACACCACAAGCGAAAACCGUGAAUUCUUCAAGAACGAGCUUGCUUCAGCUAUUCGAGACAUCAGAAACGAAUAUGAUCAGAUGAUGAACACCAACCGUAACGACAUGGAGUCGUGGUACAAACUGAAAGUGCAGGAGAUUCAAACUCAAAGCGCCCGUCAGAAUAUGGAGCAAGGCUAUCAGAAGGACGAGGUGAAACGUCUCCGCACCCAGCUGACCGACCUCAGAGGAAAACUGGCCGACCUCGAAGGCAGAAAUGCACUGCUGGAGAAACAGAUCCAGGAACUGAACUACCAGUUGGAGGAUGACCAGAGAUCAUAUGAGGCAGCUCUGAACGAUCGUGAUGCUCAGAUUCGUAAGAUGCGUGAAGAAUGCCAAGCCCUCAUGGUCGAACUCCAAAUGCUGCUCGACACUAAACAGACCCUUGAUGCUGAAAUCGCCAUCUACCGUAAGAUGCUCGAAGGUGAAGGAGACGGUCCAGGACUUCGUCAACUCGUCGAACAAGUUGUUCGAACAACUGGAAUCAACGAGGUUGCAGACACGGAGACCAUGCGCGUCGUCAAAGGUGAAACGUCCAGUCGAACAUCCUACACGCGUUCCGCCAAAGGAAAUGUCUCCAUCCAGGAUCCUUCUCCUGAUGGCAAGUACGUGAUACUCGAGAACACCCAUCGCUCCAAAGAGGAACCUAUUGGAGAGUGGAAGCUCAAGAGGAAGAUCGAUGGAAAACGUGAAAUCGUCUACACAUUCCCUGCGGAUUUCGUACUCAAAGGCGGCAAAGCUGUCAAGGUGGGUUGGUGUGAGAUUCUCCUUAUUUUAGAGCAGGGUAUUGAAAGUUUUUUCAGAUCUGGGCACGAGGACAAUGGUGGUGUGCACAAUCCUCCUGAAUCUCUUCUAUUCGACGCCGAGGACACUUUCGGUGUUGGUUCCAACGUGCAAACCAUCCUCUACAACAAGGAAGGCGAGGAACGCGCCACGCACAUACAACGACAGAGUCAAAGCGCCACGUAA